CCUGCGCCCGCUGCCGUCGCCCGCGCGGCCCGACUCGGGGCGCUCCCGGCCCCCGGGGGGCCAGGGACUGGGGUGGGGGGCCGGGGAGGGGCCUGGGUGCCCCUUGCCUGCCGGUGCGGCGCGCGCCGCGGCCAUGCGCCCCUGGCCGUGACCCUCACCCCCCCGGGGAGGGGCUGGGGUCCCGGCUCCGAGCCCCCGCCCUGCCCGGCUCCGACCUCCUGCCCAGCCCGCGGCGGCGCGGGCCUCGGGGGCCGCUGCUCCGGCUGCGCGCUCCCCAGCGCCAGGCUCUGGAAGGACCCGGCGGCGGCGGCCGCUGCAGCCCAUGGCCCGGAGGUACGAUGAGCUGCCCCACUACCCACACAUCCCAGAUGGCUUCCCGGAGGUGGCGUCCUCAGCAGCCAGGCCUCCCGGGCCAUUUGGCCCCCACGGGCACCCCCGGCUCCUGUCCCCAGGCCUGGACAGCACCAACCUGAAGAGGGACAAAGACGAGAUCUAUGGACACCCACUCUUCCCGCUGCUGGCCCUGGUCUUUGAGAAAUGUGAACUGGCUACGUGCUCACCUCGCCACGGGACGGUCUCAGGACCAGGCACCCCCCCAGGCAGCGACAGCGACGUCUGCUCCUCCGGCUCCUUCAACGAGGACAUCGCUGCCUUCGCCAAGCAGGUCCGCUCCGAGAGGCCUAUCUUCUCCUCCAACCCGGAGCUGGACAACCUGAUGAUCCAGGCCAUCCAAGUGCUGAGGUUCCACCUGCUGGAGCUGGAGAAGGUCCACGACCUGUGCGACAACUUCUGUCACCGCUACAUCACCUGCCUCAAGGGGAAGAUGCCCAUCGACUUGGUCAUCGAGGAUCGGGACAGCGGCUACAGGGACGAGCUGGAGGACUACCCGACCCCCUGCCCCAGCCUCUCAGAGCAGACAAACGCUUGGAUCCAGGACCCAGAGGACGGUGGGUCUGAGCAGCUGGGGACCCCGGGGCCGUCCAGCGGGGGCCUGGCCUCCCACAGUGGGGACACGUGCAGUGAGCAAGGGGAUGGGCUGGACACCAGCGUGGCCUCUCCCAGCUCGGGGGGCGAGGAGGAGGAGCUGGACCAGGAGCGGCGGCGCAGCAAGAAGCGUGGCAUCUUCCCCAAGGUGGCCACCAACAUCAUGAGGGCCUGGCUGUUCCAGCACCUGGCGCACCCCUACCCCUCGGAGGAGCAGAAGAAACAGCUGGCGCAGGACACGGGACUCACCAUCCUGCAGGUCAACAAUUGGUUCAUUAAUGCCCGCAGGCGCAUCGUCCAGCCCAUGAUUGACCAAUCCAACCGCACAGGGCAGUGCACGGCCUUCAGUCCCGAGGGCCAGUCUCUGGCGGGCCUCACAGAGACGCGGCAGCCAGCGACGGUGCGACCAGGGUCUACAGGGGUGAAUUUGAACAUGGAAGGAGAGUGGCACUACCUCUAGUGCGGGACUCAGGAAAGGGGCUCCCUGGCUGUGCGUUCUCACUCUGUCCUCCCUCCGCCCCGUCUCCUUCUUGGCUUCCCAGCCUCCUCGCUCCGCCUCCCUCUGGAUGACUGCAUCUGCACUGAGUGGCUGACGUGGGGCCGGACCCCCCCCCCCAACACCUCUGGACCUGGCCCCUCCUCCCUU
Ochotona princeps (American pika) is the source of this 1630-nucleotide messenger RNA. It is a transcript of the gene MEIS3, whose product is annotated as Meis homeobox 3. The transcript has 13 exons. The record is from RefSeq and is a predicted model, not a curated record. Gene Ontology annotation, biological process: animal organ morphogenesis; positive regulation of transcription by RNA polymerase II; positive regulation of cell population proliferation. The coding region runs from base 323 to 1444 and encodes 373 amino acids. Lineage: Eukaryota; Metazoa; Chordata; Mammalia; Lagomorpha; Ochotonidae. Gene Ontology annotation, molecular function: DNA-binding transcription activator activity, RNA polymerase II-specific; RNA polymerase II cis-regulatory region sequence-specific DNA binding.